UUGUUCCACAGUUGGGUAAAGACCCCCAGCAGGAAUAUUCAAAACUGUGACCGUGGUCUAAGUAUACAUAAGGCAAAGGAAGUAACAUGGGUGGGCUUUAGUUAGUAAAUUCAACACAUCCUUCAGCUCAACCUAAAGAGGGAGAAGUCAUUAUUGAAUCCGAAAAAAACGCUGUGUAUUAGCUUUUCUCAAAUAAGGAUAGAGCAUCGAUCACCACGCUUAAAAUGUGACAGCAUAAAAUAUCAAACCUUACGCAUAAAACAGGUCGUUUCUAAUUUCGACAUGUUGAACUGUUGAACAUUUGACGAAACAAGACACACCGUGAAAUCGAUUGUUACUAUCAAUAGCAGCGCUGGAAAUACGAACAACUAUGUCAAAGCAAUGCUAACUAUCCUGUCUAGUCACCAAGGACAAAAGUCGCCUGCCCGUCCCAAAACAUAAGCUUUGCAUACACUUUUACUAUCUGAAACACCAUACAGUAUUUAUUAAAAUUAUUCUCACUCCAUUUCUCACUCACACCGGUAACUUAUGUAUAACACGCUAACUCACUCGUCAAAUACAAUAUUACAUAAUUUUAUUUAUCCGAUAUCUACCAAUUUAUUCGUAUGACAAAAGGCUAGGUAACGAAACGCAAGCGUAAACCGGACCAUCCGUUCGGUGCGCGGGCGCAAACCCACCGAACAAGUUUCCGCUCUCAAGCCGCCAGUUAUGCGUAAGACGUCGCGGGGCGCGGACGUGUCGCCCGUAUAGAUAUUGCAAAAUAUCGCCGUGCGUUCGGAAACAGUGUUACACAAUUGUGCCCAACGUUUUUUUGGCGUGAAUUUUUUAGUUUUAAUUGAUAGCGCAGUGCCUCAAACUAAUGCUUGGAUAAAUGCGCGAGCCGAGGAACGCUGAUUUUGUAAAGGUGGCGGGAGCAUCAUCAAUGGCCUGACACCAUGUUCAGAACGGCGUCAGUCGAGGGCUCCGGGCCGAGGACGCCGCCGGCGUACGCGCCGCACCCCCCGUACGUCCCGCCCCGCUUCUUCCCCCCGCGGAUACGACCCCCACCCCCCCAGUACUGCUUCGACGCCGCCCGCUUCGCCUGCGACGCCUCCAAACCAAGAUACCUAGACGUAGAACGCGAAAGACUAGUCACAAGAUGGUUGGCGGAGGCCAACGAAGCCCUGGUCAGGAGAGACCGGCCUCCUCGCUACAAGCCGAGGAGCAGCGAGAGGAGACCGGACUUCAUGGAACGGAGACCGAAUGCUCCAGAAUGGGCGGACAACUUCCUUCUCGGAAGACGGAACGGGUCUGUCGAGCCGGAGGAAGACUGUAGUGAAGUGAUGACUUUAAAAGAGUUUGUGGAUAAGUUCUCGUUGCCUCGUGUGGUGAAGUUUGAGGGGGAGGAGAGGCCAGUGCUGUUGUACAGGGUGUUGGAGGCUCACAGGCGGGUGGAGGCAGUGCCUCUGUCGGGGAAGAAGGGCAAGCUUGUUGGGAAGCCGCUGUAUAUACCGGACUCCUAUGAUGGUUGGUUUUCAGCGUGCGGCUGCCGCGGGGGAGCGCUGGCGUCGGCGCGAGGUUCCAUCGCUUCGCUGCUGAGGGCGCGAGCUUUCGCCCUCGUGUCACCUCGUGCUAUCUCCGCGUACCGAGCGCGCCCGGCCUCCGAGAGCGGUCGUGUCGGCGCGCAGUACGAGCGCGCGGCGGCUCGGCCCGGCACGCCGCUGCGUCUCGCUGGCGUGUUCGCCGAUGGGAGCAAAGCGAAGGCGCCCAAAUACGCACAGCUCAUCGAUCCGCAGGGGAACGAGCUCUUCGUGCCUAUCAACACUAAAGGGGAACUGUACGAGGUAUGCCCGGAGGAGCUGUCGCCAGCGGAGUGGGAGCCGGCGGGGGAGGGGCGGGAGGGGGCCGUGGCUCCCGACGUAGCUGCGCGGGCGCACCGCCUGCCGCACUUGCUCAGCAUAUGGCGGCUGCCGGCCCGGGUGCGUCUGCUGGCGGGGACGGUGCCGAUCGAGAUGGCACAUGACGUUGGAGAUGACCUUCUACUGCGGGCGGCAGUGACAGAACCAGUUCUCGUGAUGUGCACCCUCCCAGAAUAUGGGUCGAUGCCGUCAAGCCCGAGCAAACAAGUUGACCCUCGCUACCACGCCAAGGAAGCACUCCAACUGCUUCCACUAAACAGCGCCAUCAAGGUCCGGCGCACGACGCUUGGCUUCGAGAACGAGAAGCGAAUGUUCCUCUCCGCACGCCUUCAAAAAGCUCUAACCUUCUGUCAACUCAAUGUUGACAACUGGAUCAGGCAGAUCUCCUACGCCAACUCAACUGUGGUCGGGAAAGCAAAGACCGCUGAAGACCUCAUCAAAGAAGACCACGAACCUGUGAAGUUUGAAAAAGAACGAAAAUUCACUUUACAAGGACUGAAAAUUGAUACUUCUAGGUUAUUUGGUAAAAGCGAAAAGGUGUUGAAGGAUAUUCCGGACGAGACCGAGGGUUCUAUCAUAUUCCUAAGUAAAAACGAACUCGAGCAUAUGAAUUACGAUGUAUACAGCGACGACGAAGGCAAGGACGAUAAAGCAGACGACAAGAAUGAACAAGAACAGUUUACUAACGAUAAGAUGCACGUCUUUAGGGAAGAUUCAGGGCAUAAGAAAAACAAAUGGUUUAAAAAUCUAAAACUCUUAAAGAGCACAGAAAAACUCACCGAAGAAAAAAUUACAGCUAUAGAAAAUACAGAGAAAUUAAGAGAUUUCAAAGAUCCUUUUGAUCCUUUAGCUGAGAAACAUAGCUCCAUAGAACGGUACCAAGAUAUGGCGAAAUUAAUUGAAGAUAGAUUUGGUUGUACGAGAAAGAAUGAUGGUACUGCGGAGAAGAGUCACUCCUACAAAAGUCUAACAACAUCUUCAUCUGAUAUGGGAACCAGUCAGUGCAGUUCCAAUCAUAAAAAGCCAGUGUUAACAAAAUCAGUCUCCGUGCAAACUGGAAUGCCAGACAAUUCAUACACGGAAGACGAUAACGGUAUCACUAUGAAACAUGGGCGCAAAAACCUCAGCGUGGAUCAAAUCAAUUACUGCGGGUCAAUGGAAAGUGACGCAAGCUCUGGAAGAAAACUUAAAAGCCUGGACGAAAAUAUGCUCAAGAAAUCUUCAGCUACUAAAUCAUCUACCAAUCUGGAAAGAAGGCAAAGGAUACAGCCUGAUUUGAUACCAGAAAAGGCCAUGGUUAAGUCCGAAUCUUACAAUCAAAUACAGAGCUGUGAAGAAAUUAAUAUGUUUGGCGUCGGGUCUCUGUACAACGACAGCGACUUCGAAAUCAAUUACAAACAACACUCGUUUAUUACUGAAAAGCUUUGUUCUGAAUUCCACGUAAAGACGAAAAGGGUUCUCAGUAAAUCUACGUCUAAUCUUCUCCAUCCAAAGAAGAUAACUGAUAAAAAAGAAGGAAGCAACAGUAACAGCAUGCCAACUAAAACAGAACGGUCGGCAGAUAACGAUAAAAUCGUCAACUUUAGGAAAAAGAUCGAUAAACCCAGAGCUCCUACUCCAAAAUCUGAAAUAGAAGAUGAUAUCACAGCGAUAGACAUUUCUGAAGAGGAACCUCAGAGACAAAUCAAAAUCCGAAGAUCAAUAUCGUCUAUACAGAAACGAAAGCUACCAGUUAUAGAAGAUCUGCCUUACGGACAAGUAGCAGAUGCUGUUCACGUUGAAGAAGAAAAAGUCGAGUCUGAUGCCAGCUCUGACAAUAUAUACGCUGAGAUCUGUACGCCAAAUGGUAACAAAACCAGCGACGAAGAAAACUAUGACAAUAACAUCGAUGUACUCGCCACCGACCCAGUUAUCUGCAACGUCAAGAAAGAAGUUAUAAUUAGAAACGAUGAAAGAGCUAGACAAAUGAUAGAAAAUCAAGAGAACCCUUUCAGGCAUAUAGAAGUUGUUGUCAUAGAAAAAACAACGGACUUUGAUUUGGACAACUCAAGUGUUACUUCAAGCGAGAUUGAUGAUUUAGGCAGCAAAAACGACGUCUCCAUAAUAGAUUCUUGGGAACGAGACAAAAACAAUUCAGAUAACAAAAUGCAUGCAAUCAGACUGGAAAUAACUAGUAACAAUGACGAUUAUCCAAAUGAAAAUGAUAAUAUAGAAAAAACUGAAAUAUGUUUAAGUAAAGAUAAUUCUUUAAGUUUUAGCAACAGCAUACAUUUGAAUGGUACAUAUCCCAACGAAGCCAUCUACGAUACUUUAAAAUAGUUUAAGCUUAGUGUAGGUACAUUGGAGGCCACAAAUAUUGUCUAGUAGUCAUGUAAUCGUUGUACCAAUAUAUAGCAAACGAUUCUCGCACAGAUGUCUCUGAUGUGAUUGUUUAGUUAAGCUUUUCAAUGUAUAAAUGCUUUAUUAUAACCGUUUUUAAGUCAUGUUUUAAAGCAAUAAAUGAGUGAUUACAACCAGUAA
This is a messenger RNA of Trichoplusia ni (cabbage looper), 4418 nucleotides long. RefSeq lists its product as uncharacterized. The record is from RefSeq and is a predicted model, not a curated record. Bases 936 to 4217 code for a protein of 1093 amino acids. The transcript is spliced from 6 exons. Lineage: Eukaryota; Metazoa; Arthropoda; Insecta; Lepidoptera; Noctuidae.